Delphinapterus leucas (beluga whale) is the source of this 1686-nucleotide messenger RNA. It is a transcript of the gene TMEM59, whose product is annotated as transmembrane protein 59. Lineage: Eukaryota; Metazoa; Chordata; Mammalia; Artiodactyla; Monodontidae. Gene Ontology annotation, biological process: positive regulation of autophagy. Gene Ontology annotation, cellular component: lysosome; late endosome. The record is from RefSeq and is a predicted model, not a curated record.
CGCUCUAGUACUCGCGAUGUUUGGACCCACUUCCUCUCGCCAAUCUAGAAGUUAGUAGACCUAGAGGUGGGGCGAGAGGCGGCAGUUUCGGGCGGGUCAGGGCGGAGCUGAGAGGACUGCAAAGCCGGAAGCAGCGGCCCGCGGGACUGGGAAGGGGCUGGUCCCGGAAGGAGGAGGAAACCUGAAAAGAAAACAGCAACAAGCUGAGGUGCUGUGACAGAGGCAAACAAGAUGGCGGCGGCAAAGGGGAGCCUCUGGGUCAGGGCCCAACUGGGGCUCUCGCCGCUGCUGCUGCUGCUGACUAUGGCCCUGACCGGAGGCUCGGGGACCGCUUCGGCUGAAGCUUUUGACUCGGUCUUGGGUGAUACGGCGUCUUGUCACCGGGCCUGUCAGUUGACCUACCCCUUGCACACCUACCCCAAGGAAGAGGAGUUGUACGCAUGUCAGAGAGGUUGCAGGCUGUUUUCAAUUUGUCAAUUUGUGGAUGAUGGAAUUGAUUUAAAUCGGACCAAAUUGGAAUGUGAAUCUGCAUGUACAGAAGCAUAUUCCCAAUCUGAUGAGCAAUACGCUUGUCACCUUGGUUGCCAGAAUCAGCUGCCAUUCGCUGAAUUGAGACAAGAACAACUCAUGUCCCUGAUGCCAAAAAUGCAUCUACUCUUCCCUCUAACUCUGGUAAGGUCAUUCUGGAGUGAUAUGAUGGACUCUGCACAGAGCUUCAUAACCUCUUCGUGGACAUUUUAUCUUCAAGCUGAUGAUGGAAAAAUAGUUAUAUUCCAGUCUAAGCCAGAGAUCCAGUAUGCACCACAGUUGGAGCAGGAGCCUACAAAUUUGAAAGAACCGUCACUAAGCAAAAUGUCCUACCUUCAUAUGAGAAGUUCACACGCACAUAGGAACUAUCUUGAAGAUGGAGAACGUGAUGGUUUUUUAAGAUGUCUCUCUCUUAACUCCGGGUGGAUUUUAACCAUGACUCUUGUCCUCUCCGUGAUGGUAUUGCUCUGGAUUUGUUGUGCAACCGUUGCUACAGCUGUGGAGCAGUAUGUUCCCUCUGAGAAGCUGAGUAUCUAUGGUGACUUGGAAUUCGUGAAUGAACAAAAGCUAAACAGAUAUCCAGCUUCUUCUCUUGUGGUUGUUAGAUCUAAAGGUGAAGAUCAUGAAGAAGCAGGGCCUCUACCUGCAAAAGUGAAUCUUGCUCAUUCAGAAAUAUAAGCUUUUUUUUUUUUUUAAGAAAAGUGUAUAGACAUCUAAAUUUCCAUUCCUCAUAGUGCUUUUUAAAAUGGUUUCAUUGGCUAUAGGACUUAAAAAUCACUAUUAAAUGCAAAUAAGUUACCGAAAUCUGUGACGACUGUAUUUGCUGUAAUUUUACCUGUAAUUUUUUUCUAGUAAUUUAAGAGAUGGAUAUUUGGGAUUGUAUUUUUAUUUUACUAAUAUCUGUGCUGUUUUAAUUAUUAUUUGCAUUGUUUUUGUUUGUUUCCUUUCUUAGCCAAAUUCUGUGAGCUGAUCAUUGUUUUCCCCCACCUCCUACCAUGUCAGUCACCUUAGUUAAUAAGUUGAAUACUCAGUAGGAUAUGACACUCCUGCUCAGCAAUGGCCCACAACCUGUAAUUUGAAAUUUAGUAGAAAAUGCCCUUUAAUACUCUACAUUUUCAGUUGUAUUGAACUGAAAUCAUUAAAAUUUUAUUUGAAUAA